GCGCCCCGGGACGACGCAGUUGGAGGCAGCACCGUCGGCAGGGAGGCGCUGCGGCGCGAGGGCGAGAGGCACCGUGUGGACGUGCGCAGGAUGGCGGGCGGUACCGAGCGCUACCUCGACUUUUACGCCUCGCUGCGGCAGGAGCUGUCACUGCAGCUCAGCCCCGCCCGCAGUGGCAGCGCAGCCGGCGGUGUCGCGGCCGGCAGCGGCGGCUGCGGCGCGCCUCUGAUCCUCUCGCAGUACUCCCCGAUGCCAACUUCGGCGCGCUUCACGGGCCACACCGCGCCGCUGGCUUGCUGGGGAUACGCAAGCGCGCCCGGGGAGGCGAGCACGGGGCCGCGCUCCGCCGACUUCCGGGUCACCUCCUCCAGCGGCGGCUCCUCCGGUGUGUCGGACUUCGCCUCGCGGGGCGAUGUCGUCGUCGAGACGGCGUCGGGCAAAAAGUUCCAGCGGCGAAAGUCGGGGGAGAGCUUUACGCGGUGGUAGGUGGUGAGCUCGUCGGAGCCGCGGACAGCUCGUCAGCUCCCUUUUCCCGGCGGUACUUCGGGUUGCCGUGCAUGAUGCCUUGGCGUGGCUCCCGUUUGCUUUAUUGGUCGUGCAUGAUUUUUUGAUUUUGUGGAGAGUUGUGCCACCAUGUGUUUUGUCUGGUUGACUGUUCUGUCUGGUGUCUCUCUCCGCUCUCUGUGCACACUGGUCUGCACUGGCCAGUCGUGUCUGUGACUCGAUGUGACGCGCUACGUACGUACAUAUUGCGUG
Molecule: messenger RNA, 756 nt
Organism: Emiliania huxleyi CCMP1516
Lineage: Eukaryota; Haptophyta; Isochrysidales; Noelaerhabdaceae
Exons: 2
Coding region: 91-486 (131 amino acids)
Source: RefSeq, a predicted model, not a curated record